CCUAUGGCCAGUCCACCUCUGGUUGGGAUGUUGACAAAUGGGAACAGAGCAGCACCGCUGAGGCGCAGGACUUUAAAUCUGACUCGGUCAGAUCUGGAGCUUUACGACUUUAAACGACGUGUGUUGAAGUCCACACAGAUUUAUUUAUUUUGUCCUUUCGGGACUUUCACGCCCAUUUUGGCCUGUUUUCUUGGACAAUAUCAGUGAUGUCUACCGUCCUAUUUUUCACCAGCGCUGGGGACAGACUGACCCCGAGGAAAACUGUCCCUCAGAAGAACAUGGACAUUUUUCAUUUGCAGAGGCGCAAGAAGAGCUCCGAAACUCGACCGGAGCCCGCAGAUAUUCUCCCUCUACUGAAGCGCUCGAGCACUUGUCGAAAUUUGUUCGGACCGGUUGACCAUGACGAGCUGAAGCGAGAGUUGACCUCCAAACUUCGGGAAAUGUCUGAAUACAAUCAGCUGAGAUGGAACUUUAAUUUCAGUGAAGGAAAGCCGCUGGAUGGGGAUUUCAAAUGGGAGGAAAGUCCAUCUGAAGACUGUCCGGCGUUUUACCGGGAAACUGACGUGUCAAAAGGGCCAUUUAUGGACUUACCCUCAACUGAAAGAUUCGCCCAAGCUGCCCCACACAGUGGGGGUCGCUCCGCUUCUCUGAAGGGUUUGAAGCAAGAGAAUCAGGCAGACAAAUGUAACCCACCACAAUUAUUUCCCAAAACAGUGGUCCGGACGAAAAGACUCACAACUCUGCGCAUUACAGAUUUUUAUGGAAAGCGAAGAAAAAACUGCAGCAGCGUAGGACUGAAGGAAAGCAGAAGUAUGGAGUGAAAAUCGCAUCAGAUGAAGGUAAAAAAGCCAGUCCGCGUCACGCACUAAUGGCGGGAAAAGGCCGGAAGAAACGAUGACGUCAGAGUUCACUGACUCGUGCCUAUUUAUGCUAUUAGUUAUAAUAUCAUGUGAUUCUGGAAUCGCGUUUUUUGUUUCUAUCGGAGAGGCACCGGUUGCUCUUUACAGCGUAAAAACUUAUUAUAUAAGUAACUUUAAAUUAAAGUCAAGACAUGUAUUUAUUUCUGUUGAAUAUAUCUCAGUGUGUAUAUAUUUUUGUAAUGGUUUAAGUUAUUUAUUUUUCACUUGCGGCAUGUUAUUUUCAAAAACAUAGCUUUUUCAUUAUUGUCACAUGAAAAUGAACAAAAUCAUGAUCCUGAGCCAUAUUGUCACUGUUGUAAUGUUGCUGUAAUAAAUGUAUAUGUAAACAUAUUGUGGCUCUUCAUGUUUUUACCUUUUUCAUGUGACGUCAUUGUAUGACUGUGCCGCCGCCGCCAUAUGGACCCUUUCACAUAUUCGGGUUUGGAGCGCAGAAGUAAACUAUAGCAGGGUUAACUUCUAUAGUGGUGAUUGGGCAACCACAGCAAAUAUAAUUUUUACGUUUCCAUUUGCUACAACAGCAAGAGAAAAACUCCACCGCUAAGUUUCCACAACUUUCCAAAAAGGGAAUAAAAUAGAGAGAGAUGGAUGGAUUAUGGCAGCCAGAAGAGAGAAAGAAACACAUUUACUGUCACUUCGUCAGAAGUUGUAUUAGAAACCUUAUCGCAGCUGUUGUUAUUGUUUUGUUUUUUUUACUAAUUCCAUGGUAAUAUAAUACAAAUUGUGUAAUAAUUGCACUAAAAUGUAAUUUAAAAAAAAGUAAUAUAAAAAGUUUGGCUAAAUAAGACAGAAACCAUGGUCUAAGUGAGGGCCGGUCAUUGCCCCUCUAGAUUUUCCUUGUGUCCCCCAAGAAUAUCUAAAUAACAGGCCUACAAGUUUUAUAUCUAUUGACAGAAAUCAAUUACUGCCGUCUAAACAGAAGCAAAUCUCAACUAGUCUCACGUAGAGUCAUUUUCUUUUUUCCACACUCACAACAUCCAUAAACUGUGUAUUUUAUAUCCAUCUGAUUUCAGUGUAAUUGUGACAAAUGCACCUUUCUUAACCUACAGAAAUUCAAACCAUGCAAAACCAUAACAAAUGAUGAAUAUCUAAUAAUCAACCAUUAAAAUGUCGUUAUUGAUCAAGCACUAAUCUGAAAAUUUUGGGGGAAUGUGUCCCAUCGCAAUGACUAUGGUGGUUACAGCACUAUGCACAUAUACUUUUAACCAAAAAGACAGUGAAUCAGGCCCGGCUCCACAGGGGGGCCUGGGUGCCCCAAUCAUGAUCUUGGCCCACCUUGAACUACACCUACACCCACCUCUCCAAAUGUUCGGCCCACCUGGCGGGUCCUAUGCCCCACCUUACAUCUUAGAACUGGAGCCGGGCCUGCAGUAAGUAUGAAGUAAAGACAUUAAAAUUGAUGCAUUAUAGUUUCUGUAUUUUUAAGAACCAAGAAUUAGUUGAAUAUCAAUUCAGGGUUUAGGUUAAAUUAAAACAGCAGUACGUUCCACAAAUGUUUUCUGACCAGUAUCAGUACACCAUACCUUGAGCUAUUGGCACACUGAAAUUAGAUUACUUAUAAACUAGUUCAAAUGUGCUUGUUGAGUGUGAGAGGGCAGAUGUCACCCCUUGUGAGUGCUGGGGUCGCUGGUCUUUCUCACCCAUUCAAAAGCUGCGUAUCCAGCUGGACAACCACCCAAGCAGAUUACAUUUGCUGCCAUGUGACAGGACCUGCUCGAUGAUGUCAGACUGUUGACACACGUGUGACCAAGCAGAAUUUAUGAUGAAUUAGUAACUCAACAGCUGACCAAAUGUCACUAUAUACAAUUUUUCUUUUUUUACUUAAAAUGAAACAUAAAUGACGCGGCGGCAACACUUUUGAGCGAUGAGUCUUGGUGCAUGAAUCGUUUGUUUAAGUGGUUCAUUGAACUGAACCUUCUGAACGAACCGAUUCACUAUCAUGCAUCAUACCUCCUAACGCUACACCUGAAGGGACUCACUAUAAAUGACUCUUUAUCAUCAUCUGCUGGCAGGAGAGAAUGACUUUCAAAGAGC
Myxocyprinus asiaticus (Chinese sucker) is the source of this 2951-nucleotide messenger RNA. RefSeq names its product cyclin-dependent kinase inhibitor 1-like. The record is from RefSeq and is a predicted model, not a curated record. The transcript is spliced from 2 exons. Bases 207 to 821 code for a protein of 204 amino acids. Gene Ontology annotation, biological process: regulation of cell cycle. Gene Ontology annotation, cellular component: nucleus. NCBI's taxonomy places the organism in Eukaryota, Metazoa, Chordata, Actinopteri, Cypriniformes, Catostomidae. Gene Ontology annotation, molecular function: cyclin-dependent protein serine/threonine kinase inhibitor activity.